Messenger RNA from Syngnathus typhle (broad-nosed pipefish), 2273 nucleotides. It is a transcript of the gene znf668, whose product is annotated as zinc finger protein 668. NCBI's taxonomy places the organism in Eukaryota, Metazoa, Chordata, Actinopteri, Syngnathiformes, Syngnathidae. The transcript has a single exon. Bases 1 to 1935 code for a protein of 644 amino acids. The record is from RefSeq and is a predicted model, not a curated record.
AUGGCUUCCUUGCAGGAUGCGAGCCCACCACUUUCAAAUCAACAAAGCCCUCCCGCCCAAGAUGAGCACAGCCAACAAGAGGAGGCGGUGGCGAGGGACACGCCCGUGAAGAAACGGGGCAGAGGCCGUCCCCCGAAAUCCAAACCGUCCUUCAAAUGCGCGUCCUGCGCCGAGUCCUUCCGGAGCGUGUCGGCGCUGCGCGAGCACAAGCUCUCGGCGCACGGCAAAGAGCGUUCGUCUCCUCCUCUCCACGCGUGUCCGCAGUGUCAGAAGAUCUUCUCCAGCAAGGCCCUUCUUUCCAAACACGAGAGCACGCACUCGGCCCAGCGGCCCUUCCAGUGUCCCGACUGCCACAAGGCGUACAAGACGCCCACCGAGCUGCGCAACCACAGUCGCUCACACACGGGCGAGAAGCCCUUCGUGUGCUCCGAGUGCGGCAAGGCCUUCAUGCAGGCCAUCUGCCUGCGCAUCCACAUGACGCAGCAUAACGGCGAGCGGCCCCACUCCUGCCGCCAGUGCUCCAAGAGCUACCCCACUCUGUCCAAACUCAAGGUGCACAUGCGCUCUCACACCGGGGAGAAGCCGUACUUUUGCGGCGAGUGCGGCAAGAGUUUCGCCGACCCCUCCGUGUUCCGCAAGCACCGGCGCAACCACCAGGGCCAUCGGCCGUACUCCUGCAAGGACUGCGGCAAAACCUACACGGAGGUGAAGGACCUGAAGAACCACGAGCGCUCGCACACGGGCGAGAAGCCCUUCCUGUGCGCCGACUGCGGCAAAGCCUUCUCCCGCUCGUCCUCGUUGGUCUGCCACCAGCGCAUCCACUCCCAGAAAAAGCCGUAUCAAUGCGAGCAGUGCGGGAAAAGCUUCACGCAGCUCUCCUCCUACCAGUCUCAUCUUCGCACGCACUCUGGCGAGAAGCCCUACUUGUGCCCGCAGUGCGGCAAGAUGUUCUCCGACCCGUCCAGUUUCCGCCGGCACCAGCGAGUCCACCUGGGUUUCAAGCCCUACCCGUGCGACAAAUGCUCCAAAAGAUUCCGACAGCCGGCCGAUCUGGCCAUGCACGAACGGGUCCACUCCGGGGAGCGACCUUACAAAUGUCAGAGCUGCGACAAGGCCUUCGUGGCCUCCUGGGACCUGCGGCGGCAUUUGCUGGUGCACACGGGUCUGCGGCCCUUCUCGUGCACCGAGUGCGACAAGUCUUUCGCCGAGCGCUCCAGCCUCAACAAGCACCGCCGCGUGCACUCCGGGGAGCGCCCCUUCAAGUGCGGCGAGUGCCUCAAGUCGUACGUGGUGUCCUCCAGCCUGCGCAAACACGAGAGGACUCACUUGGCUGAGCAGGCGCAACAACAGCAGCAGCAGAGGCGAGCGCAGGACGAGACGGAGGCGGCCGGCUUCGCGACCCUGCCGCAGUUUUCCUGCGCUCACUGCGACGCCACCUUCGGCACCUGGGAGGAAGUGCAGGCGCACGAGAACCUCCACGCCGCCCAGAGGGCCCCGGGCCCGACGGCGGGCUCGCACACCUGCUCCGCCUGCCCGGCGGAGUUCGCCCUGGCGGCGGAGCUGCGGGAACAUGAGAAGCAGCAUCCCAAGGCUAGGCCUCACGCGUGCGACAGCUGCGGCAAAGCUUUUCUCAACCGGGCAGGCCUGCGCAAGCACCAGAAGAUCCACUCCAGCAAUAAACCUCACAGCUGUGACCAGUGCGGGAAAGCUUUCCUGUUCCCCGCCUACCUCCGCAAGCACUUACGGACCCACGGCAGCGCCUCGCAGUCCGACCUGAACAUCAUCCACACCGACCCGCUGCCUUCGCCUCCCCCUACCGAUCCAUCUCCCGGCCCCGCGGAGUCCAGCGGCAUCUCCUUGACCGUUCCUGUCAGUGUGUCCGCUGACACUUUUCACGCUUUGCCAGAAUACUUGAUCAAAGAAGAAGAACUUUAAAUAACAUAACUAGUGGCCUUAAAUUGAGUUACAGUUUUUGGGACUGAAUCAUUUAUGGUCAAAGAAAAAUCUUAAAUGUAAACUGAGAUGUAACUGGGAAUUGAGGGUUAUUUAAUGCAAAGGCACAAUUAUUUGGGUUUGUCGAAGCAGACAAGCAUGCAAAAAAAGACAGCUCUUCUUGGGGAUCACGCUACCUUAAUUGUUCCAUUUUUGGUAAAUGGACAGUUGGACUGACAUUGUCACCAGAAUAUAGGUUUUCUCACAAAACGUCAUGUGCAAAAAUAAAACAAAUCUAAGAAGUGACCAAAACUGACAAUAAAAUGAAUGUUUUUCAGGCA